Messenger RNA from Brassica napus (rape), 2549 nucleotides. Its product is annotated as heterogeneous nuclear ribonucleoprotein Q-like. Gene Ontology annotation, cellular component: nucleus. Lineage: Eukaryota; Viridiplantae; Streptophyta; Magnoliopsida; Brassicales; Brassicaceae. The record is from RefSeq and is a predicted model, not a curated record. Gene Ontology annotation, molecular function: mRNA binding. The coding region runs from base 917 to 2308 and encodes 463 amino acids. The transcript is spliced from 9 exons.
UUUUGUUAUUUUUGUUUUUUCAGUAAUGGCAAAAUCGUAAUUAUAAUUAUCUUCUUCGUCCAGUUGUUUUAAUUUUCCUGCAACACUUUCAUGGCCGGCCAUAGAAUAUUGUAACGAUACAUCAAAAUAUCAUGUUUUCAUAUUGUUUUUGAGUUAAAUUGAUAGAUCUAUCCGAUUACGUUCAAUUUUAAGCACUAAAAUCCAAAUCAAAUCUAAGAAUUCGAUUUUUGGCCAAAAAUGGCCACAAAACUCUUACCCACUGUUAAACGCUCCAACACUGUGUAAUCUCAUGUCCCAGAUCUAUCUAACCCUAACUAAACAACCGGUGCCGUCUUCCUCUUCCACACCACGAGUUCGGAUCUGUUCGCCGUCGAGUCAUCAUCUCCACACCGGCGCUCGGACCUCCAGGCACAACGUGACUCAUUAUGUAAUUUCAAAGUGAAAUUGUAUCUCUAUGAAUAAUUGUUUUCUAUAAAGAUAAGAUCUACGAUUGUAAAGUUAACGGACAUUAAAAAUAGCAUGAUUUAGAAAUUCUUCAAAUUCAAAAAUAGCAUGUGUUAAUUUUCUUAUUAAAAAGGCUAGAACACAGGAAAUUAUAAAAAUAUAUUAACCAUGUUUAACCAUUUUAUACAUUUAGAAGAAAAAAAAUGUUGUUUUUAUGUUCAUUUGUGAGCUUAUAUUGUAUAAAAAUAGCUGUGUUUUGUGAGCUUAUAUAUUUUAUAAGAAAAGAUAAAAGAAGAGAAAAACAAAAAGGGUUAACUAUUUCAACGGGCCGAGCUGGUGCGCUGCUAAACACUUGAUCCUCCCCAACAUUUCUUUAAAUUAGGGUUUUCUUUCAGGCAGCCUUCUCUCUCUUUCUUCUCUAUUUUUCCUCUCUCGCCUAGUUCCAGUUGCACCGCUUUUCUAGACUCUUACCAUGUCGAGGACGAGGACUGCUGCUUCCGAGGCUCACGAUUCCAUGGAAUCUGAGGAAAGGGUAGACCUUGAUCCCGAGGAGACUCUUGAGGAGGAGUACGAGUACGAGGAAGUCGAAGAAGAGGAGGAGGUUGAAGAGGAGAUUGAAGAAGAGGUGGAAGUUGAAGUUGAAGAGGACGAGGAAGAGGAAGAAGAAGAAGAAGGAGAAAAGAAAAAGCAUGAUGAGCUCUUGGCACUUCCUCCUCAUGGCUCUGAGGUUUAUCUUGGUGGGAUUCCUACUGAUGCUUCUGAAGGGGACUUGAAGGCCUUCUGUGAGUCCAUAGGCGAAGUUACUGAGGUUAGGAUAAUGAGGGAGAAGGAGUCUGGCGAUGGAAAAGGGUACGCGUUUGUAACGUUUAGAAACAAGGACUUGGCUUCUGAAGCAAUCGAUACUCUUAAUAACACUGAGUUCAAGGGUAAGAGGAUAAAGUGUUCGACUACGCAAGCAAAGCACCGUCUCUUUCUUGGUAAUGUUCCUAGAAGCUGGACAGAGUCAGACAUUAAGAAAAAGGCAAGUGGAGUCGGUCCUGGCGUUCAAAAUGUCGAACUCCCAAAGGAUCCACAAAACGUGGGCCGGAAUCGUGGAUAUGCUUUCGUAGAGUACUACAACCAUGCAUGUGCUGAGUACUCCAAACAAAAGAUGUCAGAUCCGAGUUUCAAGCUUGAUGAUAAUGCCCCAACUGUUAACUGGGCUGAGUCGAGGAAUGGAGGAGGCGGAGACUCUUCUGCUGCGCAGGUCAAGGCAUUGUACAUCAAGAACUUGCCUAGAGAUAUAACACAAGAGCGUCUAAAGGCCUUAUUCGAACACCAUGGAAAAAUCUUGAAAGUGGUCAUACCACCAGCAAAGCCAGGGAAGGAAGACAGUAGAUACGGUUUUGUGCACUACGCUGAGAGGACAAGCGUCAUGAAAGCUUUGAAAAACACUGAAAGAUAUGAGAUUGAUGGUCACACUUUGGAUUGUACACUUGCAAAGCCUCAAGCGGAUCAAAAGGCGAAUACACCAACAGGUCAGAACAUGCAGAACUCACUGUUGCAACCAAACUAUCCUCCUCUUCUUGGUUAUGGCAUGGCUCCUAGUCCCUUUGGUGCUCUUGGUGGAUUUGGCGCUUCUCCUUACCCACAACCGUUAAUGCAUGCGGGAGGUCACGCAGCUGGUGGGAUGGCGAUGAUGCCAAUCAUGUUACCCGAUGGAAGAAUCGGCUACGUCUUACAACAGCCUGGACUAGCAGCAGUGCCACAACCUCCACCAAGGCAUUCACCACCGUAUAGGGGAAGCGGUUCCAGCAGCAGUAGCAGCAGCAAAAGAAGUAGCAGCGACAAUGGUAGAGGAAGAAGCCGUUACAAUCCUUAUUAGUGAUUUCAUCAUUUGCUUUUCAUUCUGGAAAAACAUCCCAGUCAACUCCCCAAAACAAAAAUCAGUUUUAACUUUUAAACAUUAUGUUUUUUUUCCUCUUCUUUCUGGUACAUGUGGUUUUGUAAUAUUAUUUGUUUAUUUAUGUUUUUAACUUUUUAUCCUUUUCCAAUUAUUUGUGUACUAUCCGAGCUUACUUUGGUAGUCGAUAUGAAUGAAAAAUCGCCAUCACUGUUCAGAAUUA